This is a messenger RNA of Manacus vitellinus (golden-collared manakin), 2556 nucleotides long. RefSeq names its product G protein-coupled receptor 137B (gene GPR137B). Gene Ontology annotation, biological process: negative regulation of bone resorption; regulation of autophagy; positive regulation of TORC1 signaling. Bases 162 to 1376 code for a protein of 404 amino acids. The transcript is spliced from 8 exons. Lineage: Eukaryota; Metazoa; Chordata; Aves; Passeriformes; Pipridae. The record is from RefSeq and is a predicted model, not a curated record. Gene Ontology annotation, cellular component: lysosomal membrane.
UCAAAUCCACAGUUGCCCAGUGCUGUGUAUCGCUCUGCUUCUGUAAGCUGUUUAUCCAGGAUUUCCAAAGCUGACUGCACCUGGAAGAUGAAAGGAGAAGGAGGAGGAGGCAACAGCGGCAGCCAAACUUAAUAAAUAAUUCUGACGAUUCCUGAUAUCAAAUGGAGGCCCCAGAGUGGGACCCACUGAAAAAUGACACCCUUCCGCCGACCCUGACGCCAGCUGUCCCUCCGUAUGUGAAGCUGGGCCUGACCAUUGUAUAUACUGUUUUUUAUUCACUGCUUUUUGUGUUCAUCUACGUUCAGCUCUGGCUGGUUCUUCACUACAGGCACAAGAGGUUCAGUUACCAAACUGUCUUUCUGUUUCUGUGCUUGUUUUGGGCCUCUCUUAGGACAGUGCUCUUUUCAUUUUACUUCAAAGACUUUGUUACAGCAAAUUCUCUCAGCCCCUUCAUCUUCUGGCUUCUCUAUUGCUUCCCAGUCUGCCUCCAGUUUUUCACCCUGACCCUGAUGAAUCUUUACUUCACACAGGUGAUUUUCAAAGCGAAGUCAAAAUAUUCCCCAGAGCUACUGAAAUACAGGUUGCCCCUCUACCUGGCUUCUCUUUUCAUAAGUCUCCUCUUCCUCUUGGUGAAUUUAACAUGCGCAGUACUGGUGAGGACACAGAAUUCAGAAAGAAAAGUCAUUGUCUCUGUUCGGGUGGCAAUUAAUGACACGUUGUUUGUGCUGUGUGCUGUUUCACUCUCCAUCUGCCUGUAUAAGAUCUCCAAGAUGUCUUUAGCCAACAUUUACUUGGAGUCCAAGGGCUCAUCUGUCUGUCAGGUGACAAGUAUAGGAGUGACAGUUAUACUACUUUAUACCUCACGAGCCUGUUACAACUUGUUCAUCCUAUCGUUUUCCCAAACCAAGAAAGUCAACUCUUUUGAUUAUGAUUGGUACAAUGUAUCAGAUCAGGCAGAUCUGAAAUGUCAGCUGGGAGAUGCAGGUUACAUAGUAUUCGGAGUGAUCCUUUUCAUCUGGGAGCUCUUACCUACUUCCUUGGUUGUGUAUUUCUUCCGUGUCCGAAACCCUACAAAAGAUCUAGCCAAUGCAGGAAUGGUCCCAAGCCAUGGCUUCAGUCCCAGAUCUUACUUCUUUGACAACCCUCGCAGAUAUGACAGUGAUGACGAUCUAGCGUGGAACAUUGCGCCACAGGGGGCACAGGGCAGACUACUACGACUGGAGCCAUCAGAACAACAGCUUCAUGGCUUACAUAGGAUCCCUUCAACAAGAUCCAGCACUGGACACAGACCGGCCAAGCCCUGUAUAACAUCAAUCAACUACAGCAUUCCAAGACAUUCCGAUAUUAAAACCGAUAUUCUGAAAAACAAAGCUUAGCAACUUUUCCUCACCUUUUCGGUUUUUAGAAGCAUUCCUAUGCACAGAUAAAUGAAGAACCUUGCCACGAGCUUUCCAUAGUUCAAGGAGAAGUAUAAGCUAAUGAUUUAAAGUUUGAAGACUGUUCCAAUUAAUACCUUGUUCCAAGCCAUGGUGUUUUUGGCUUUGAAUAGAGUUGUUAGAAAGUAUAAUUUAAUCAUUUUAAUGCUCAUUUUAAAAGAGCAAAUUUCAUGAAGUGAAACAGCAUAAUUAUUUUCUAAGUAUUUUUAUUUUUACACUGUGUACUAGGUUAGAAAUAUAUGAUUAUGAUGAAUAUACUGUAAACACAUGAAUGGGUUUUUCAAAUGCAUGACAGUUGCAAUUCUUACAUGCACAUAAAAGCCUGUAAGGAAAAAAUACCAACCCAAUUAAAUACUGUAUUUUCAAGUUACUGCUAGGUUCUCAGAGCACAAUUUAUUCCUUGGAUAUCACUGCUUACUCAGUGUGGCAUGAUAGUUGGAGGCUAAAAGUGAUCUGUACACCACUUUCUUCUAAUAAAGUAGGAAAACUGUAUCUUCUUAGCAGAUCUAGGGACUGUCACAGAAGAGUAAAGAUGGGCAUUUGCUCCAAGUGGAGCAUUGUGAACUGCAAAACAGCCUGAAAAUGUCUAUGUUUGAAAAAUUAAAGUUAUGUGAUCCUCUCCAUCAAUUAGAUCUAGGUAUAUUAUGUAGAAGAGUAAGUCAAAGGCCUGGCCAGGGAGAGGGAUAUAUCUAACAGUAUGUACCUGCCUAAUUAUUUAUCAAAAACCCGAGAAGUGCAGUCUGGGAAUAGAACAAGAGCAAGGAGUAUGUAAAGCAAAAAAACCUGGAGUGCACCUUUCUACAUAAUGAACAGAAGGUCAGCAAAGCUGUGCUUCAGCCUUUUAUCUUCAGGGGUAAUGUAGUGGGUUGUGGUGCAAAUGCUGGAUAAAUACCAUUUCAGGAUGCAAAAUUUGCACAGAGCAAGCAUAGAAGUAAUUAUUACUAAUCCAAGGCAAACAGAAACCCUGAAUUUACUUCAGGUCCUUUUAUUGUGCCCAGUGCUCGAUGGUGAAGAACUCUGCAGCCCUACUGUCUUUCUCCUUCCCCGUGUAAAACAAAUACUGUAACUCAAUCCACACAUCACUUGAGAAAAAUGUAGUACUUCUAGCAAUCUUUACUAG